Messenger RNA from Morchella importuna, 2646 nucleotides. RefSeq lists its product as uncharacterized. Gene Ontology annotation, biological process: mRNA splicing, via spliceosome. Gene Ontology annotation, cellular component: catalytic step 2 spliceosome. The record is from RefSeq and is a predicted model, not a curated record. The transcript is spliced from 4 exons. Gene Ontology annotation, molecular function: ATP binding; RNA helicase activity; RNA binding. Bases 1 to 2646 code for a protein of 881 amino acids. NCBI's taxonomy places the organism in Eukaryota, Fungi, Ascomycota, Pezizomycetes, Pezizales, Morchellaceae.
AUGUGCGGCUCUGUCUCGGGUGGCACAGACACAGACACAACCUCUGCUCUGAACAUCAACAUCACCAACAUCAACAUCAACAUCAACAUCACACAGCACCCCCACAGACAGACAAUACAGACACAGAAUACAGACACAAUACAGACACAGAAUACAGACACAGACAUCUCUCCAGCUCCACACAGCCAUGGACGCCCUCACCUCACCCCCCCCACCCCCGCCGCCCCCCCAACAGACACCGACGCCAUCCCCCCCCCACCAUCCACCAUCCCACGCCCCCACCGCCCCCCGACGUGCCCCCCCCACCACCAAUCGACCUCGCGCCACCCCCUCCACCCCCAAAGACAGCCCCCAAAGCAGCCCCCUCCCGCGGACCCUCAGCAUCGAAGAGAUCCUCAAAAGAAGAAAGAGGCCGACGAGGCCGCGAAACGACCAAAAUUCCUGACAAAGGCCCAACGCGAGGCCCUCGCCCUCGAGAAGCGCCAGAAGGAGGUCGACGAGCAGCGGAAACGCGCCGCCGCCGCCGCACGACAGCCUGAGCCCACCAACCGCGACCGCGACCGCCGUGGUGCGCCACAGCAGCAGCAACAACAUCCUCAGAAUGGGUAUCGUGGCGGCGGCGGCGGCGGUGGAGGAGGCAGUGGGGGUGGGCCACCCACGGGGCCGAAAGCACUACGAGACCGCGAGCCGCCGACAGGGCCUGCCGCAAUGCGCGGGAACCGCAGCGGCGGUGGCGGUGGUGGGAAUAUGGGACCACCGCCGCCGCCAUCAGCAGGAGGGGCAGCGGGAGCAGGAGACAAGGACAAGAAGCGGAGCGUGGCCGAGCACGCCGAGGCGGCCGAGAUCCGGCGACGGUACAUGGGCGCGGACCCGGACAGCACGUCGUCGACCAAGAAGAAGCGGCGCAAGACGAGCGAGCGCAAGUUUACGUUUGAGUGGGGGGCCGAGGAGGACACGAGUCCCGACUACAACCCGCUGUAUGCGAACCGGGCCGAGGCGCACUUCUUUGGGCGGGGCCGGCUGGGCGGGUUUGCGGAAACGGAGGCGCCGACGCAGGGGUAUGCGAAGGCGCUUGAGGCGCGCGGCGAGGACGAGAAGCGGCGGGCGCGGGAGAUUAUGGAGAUGGAGAGGAGGAAGAGGGAGGGUGCAAACUGGGUGGAUAAGCAUUGGAGCGAGAAGCCGCUGGAGAUGAUGAAGGAGAGGGAUUGGAGGAUCUUUAAGGAGGACUUCAAUAUUGCGACGAGAGGCGGCGCAAUCCCAAACCCCAUGCGCUCAUGGUCCGAAUCCAACCUCCCCAAGCGCCUCCUCGAGAUCGUGUCGGACGUAGGCUACAAAGACCCCUCCGCCAUCCAACGUGCCGCCAUCCCCAUCGCGCUGCAAAACCGCGACCUCAUCGGUGUCGCCGUCACCGGGUCCGGUAAAACCGCCUCCUUCAUCCUCCCGCUCCUCGUGUACAUCUCCGAACUCCCCUCGCUCGACGACUUCACCAAGAACGACGGCCCCUACUCCAUCGUGCUCGCCCCCACGCGCGAACUCGCGCAACAAAUCGAGUCCGAAGCCAAAAAGUUCGCCACCCCGCUCGGCUUCACCUGCGUGUCCAUCGUCGGCGGCCACACCAUCGAAGAACAAGCCUACAACCUGCGCGACGGCGCCGAAAUCAUCAUCGCCACCCCAGGCCGCCUGGUCGACUGCCUCGAGCGGCGCCUCCUGGUGCUCUCGCAGUGCUGCUACGUCAUCAUGGACGAGGCCGACCGCAUGAUCGACAUGGGCUUCGAGGAGUCCGUCAACAAGAUCCUCGACGCCCUGCCCGUGCACAACAUCAAGCCCGACACCGAGGACGCCGAGAACCCCAUCCUCAUGUCCAAGCACCUCGGCGGCAAGGACCGCUUCAGACAGACAAUGAUGUACACCGCCACCAUGCCGCCCGCCAUCGAGCGCAUCGCGCGGAAGUACCUCCGCCGCCCCGCCAUCGUCACAAUCGGCAACGCCGGCGAGGCAGUCGACACCGUCGAGCAGCGCGUCGAGUUCAUCCCCGGCGAAGACCGCCGCAAGAAGCGUCUCUCGGAGAUCCUCUCUUCGCGAGAGUUCGCAGCGCCGAUUAUCGUCUUCGUCAACAUCAAGCGCAACUGCGACGCCGUCGCCAAGGACCUGAAGCACAUCGGCUGGCGCGCCGUCACGCUGCACGGGUCCAAGUCGCAGGACCAGCGAGAGCAGGCGCUGAUGCAGCUGCGCAGCAACCAGGCCGACGUGCUGGUCGCGACGGACCUGGCGGGGAGAGGUAUCGACGUGCCUGAUGUGUCGCUGGUGAUUAACUUUAAUAUGGCGACGAGCAUCGAGCAGUACACGCAUCGUAUUGGGCGCACGGGGCGUGCGGGGAAGAGCGGUGUUGCGAUUACGUUUCUGGGCGGCGAGGAUGCGGAGGUGCUGUAUGAGCUGAAGCAGAUGCUGAUGAAGAGUGCGAUUAGUAGGGUGCCGGAGGAGCUGAGGAAGCAUGAAGCAGCGCAGAGCAAGCCAACGCGCGGCGCGGGGAGGGGGAAGGCGUCGAGUCGCGGGGAAGACGGCGACGGCGGUGGUGGGUCUGGGGGCGGUGGUGGCGGUGGUGGCGGUGGUGGGGUGCUGCAGGUGCCGGUGGGGAGGUGGAAUUAG